Alternaria rosae is the source of this 1200-nucleotide messenger RNA. Its product is annotated as heterokaryon incompatibility protein-domain-containing protein. The coding region runs from base 1 to 1200 and encodes 399 amino acids. The record is from RefSeq and is a predicted model, not a curated record. NCBI's taxonomy places the organism in Eukaryota, Fungi, Ascomycota, Dothideomycetes, Pleosporales, Pleosporaceae. The transcript is spliced from 2 exons.
AUGCUCAACAUCGAACCACUACCGGCGAGCGGAUCGUACAAUUCGAAUUUUCAGCAUUCCCCCCUCGAUUACAAUCAGCCAGCGAUACGCGUCUUGAGGAUAAGACCGUAUUUGUCGGCAGAAGGAUACCUACAAUGCAGCCUGACCUCUACUACCACUAAGGACGAUUAUACCUGUCUGUCUUACACCUGGGGCCGAGAGGAUGCAGUGUGCCCAAUCUUGUUGAACUGGAGACUCUUCUUAGUUCGGCGGAACUUGAUGAACUUCCUAGAAGUUGCACGAAAGAAGUACCCGGGUCAGGCCCUCUGGAUAGACGCCAUAUGUAUCGACCAGCAUAGCGUGAUCGAACGCAAUCACCAAGUGGCCCAAAUGGGUGCAAUAUAUACUGCUGCAAAACACGUCAUCAUUUGGUUAGGUGGCAGUAGACCCAUCGCCCGAUUCUUUGAGGUCUGGAAGCAAUGCAAUAUGAUCAAGAGUACCUCUAAUUGGUGGAUUGAGGUCGCGAAGUCGCUAGUAGAGGUGGAAUAUGGUUGGCGUCUACUCACGCAACACGAAUAUUGGACAAGGGCGUGGAUCACACAAGAAAUUGCUCGCGCAAACAGUCUCUCCGUCUUGGCCAUGGAUGUGGAGCUGGAUCGUUCUUUGCUCAAAUAUAUUGGCAAGAUCCCAUUGUAUACACACGACGGUCUAGACUCUAGGUUCACACGCCACAUUGACCUCGCGCGCGGUCGUCGAUUGCUUCAUGACAGAUCACUGUUCUCCAUCCUGCAGGAAUUACCGAAUCAGCAUUGCCAUAUUCGCCGUGAUCGCAUAUAUUCUUUGCUGGCGCUUGCAUCGGAGGGUGCCAACAUACCUGUCGACUAUGAGAGAACACACCUGGAUAUCGGCGUGGAUAUCAUGAGGGCAUGCAGUGAAUCAGCCUGCAUAUGCUCUUUUGGGCUGAUCAAAAGAGUACUCGGGAUACCAAGUACGAACAAUGAUCUAAAAGCAGAGCCACUAGAUUACUUCGCUGAAGUCACCGUGCAGGCCUGUCAGCUAGUAAAUAUCUCAGAGGUCACUGACAGACCAGAGUACGAGUGCAAACACUGUGGAUGGAAAAGUUAUCUACAAAAGACAGAAGGUCCUUACAACGGCAUUCUCUGGGUCGACUCACUCUCGAGGGAUUCGAAUCAGCUAAGAGCUCUAACUGGUUCACCAUAG